Messenger RNA from Olea europaea var. sylvestris, 1846 nucleotides. RefSeq lists its product as uncharacterized. NCBI's taxonomy places the organism in Eukaryota, Viridiplantae, Streptophyta, Magnoliopsida, Lamiales, Oleaceae. The record is from RefSeq and is a predicted model, not a curated record. The coding region runs from base 285 to 1397 and encodes 370 amino acids. The transcript has 2 exons. Gene Ontology annotation, molecular function: methyltransferase activity.
UUUAGUCUUUACUUGACCAAAAAAUGAAGAAAAAAAGAAUUUACUUGGAUCCAAAAUCUAGCCAGUUAAAUCUCAGAUUCCCAGAUCAAAGCAAUCCCGCAGUGCCCCAAUUCACAAUACUGUAUUACUUUAGAUACAGACAUAAUAAAUACAUUAUUGAUAGUUGUAUGCUACCAAAGACACACACACUCUCUCUCUCUAGUGUGUGUACAUGUUGAAAGAGCAUCUGCAUAAACUGAAGAAAUUCCUCGUGAAGAUCAGCAAAAAUCAAGAAAAUCUUGAAUAUGGGUUUCACAAUGUGUCUAAAUUUGCUCCUUUUGCUAGCCAUGGUGGCCACCAAUAUUCUGUCCCUUUACCACCUCUCAUCCACCAUCCAAUCCACGCCACCGGGUCCUCCGCCAGUUCCCGACCACCUUAUCCACCAGCUGACCACCAUACGAGCCACCAUCAACCACCUUACCAGCCUCCAACCCGCCACGCCAUCUACCAAGAAAACCCCCUCCUCCACUCCUUCUGAUCUCCUCCUAUAUACUCAUAUAGCCCCUAUUGCUUCCUCUUGUAAAGACCAUCCUAUCCUCCUGCACCAGUACAUGAAUUACACUCCCUUUGCUUUGUGCCCAAAUGACUCUCCCUUAGCUGAGGAUCUUAUUCUCCGAGGCUGUCACCCCCUCCCCCGUCGCCGCUGCUUUUCAAGAACCACAUCCACCAUCCCAUCCUCACUUCCCACAAAUCCAUUUGCCACACUCCCGGAAAACACAGUAUUAUUAGGCCAUUACAGAUGCAAGACUUUCUCCUGCUUUGCAAAUACGAAAUCUGACAUGGGUUUUGACAUGAAAGUAGAGAAAUCAAGAUUCUUGGCUUAUAACUCAGAUCUGGAUCUCCCAAUCCAGCAGCUUUUCCAGCUUUCUAAAUCAGCAAAAAGUGUCAUUAGACUUGCACUUGAUAUUGGCGGUGGCACCGGCACUUUUGCUGCCCAGAUGAAGCUGCUGAAUGUGACAGUCAUAACCACCACAAUGAAUUUUGGCGCCCCAUACAAUGAAGCCGUGGCGCUGAGGGGAUUAAUUCCACUCCAUGUGCCAUUGCAGCAGAGGCUGCCGGUGUUUGAUGGGGUGGUGGAUCUUGUGAGAUGUGGGCGUGCUGUCAACAGGUGGAUACCGCUGACCGCAAUGGAGUUCUUGCUCUUUGAUGUGGACAGAAUAUUGAGAGGUGGAGGUUACUUUUGGUUGGACCAUUUUUUCAGUAAAAGGACAGAUCUUGAGAAGGUUUUUUCACCCUUGAUUGGGAAGUUGGGGUACAAGAAGGUGAAGUGGGCUGUGGCAAAUAAGACUGAUUCGAGUGGGGUGAAGAAUGGUGAAGUUUAUUUGACUGCUCUUUUGCAGAAGCCAUUGUCAAAAUGAGCCUCUGCCUAAGGUAAUCUUGCUAUACUCUGACUGGUGCUGUGACAUCUCUAUGAGAAAACUUGUUCUGUUCAAAAUUUACUAAGUUGAAUCCUUUCCCCUUCGAAAGCUCAAGCAAAUUACGUUUCUGGGUCAGACAUUCAGCUGAUUCUUGUUUGCUAAAAGCCCCUGUAGAUUUAAAGAGAUAUAGGAGAGUACGAGGAAUAAAAGAAGCUAAGAUGAAUCGCAUGCUCUAGGAGGAAGUUAAUUAUAUUGUCGUAAUUAUUUGUUGCAAUCUAUAAAUUUAUUGGUUACAUUUUCCAGUAGGCUAGGAACUUUUUUAUUGGAGAUUAGGAAGCAAAAGCCAAAAGCAUAUGAUUUCACUGUAGAAUGAGUCUUUUGGCAAAGGUUUCGUGCAAAACUUUUAUACUGCUUGGUAUUCUAGUUAUGAAUACUAUCUUGUAAAAUUA